This is a messenger RNA of Pyrenophora tritici-repentis Pt-1C-BFP, 3156 nucleotides long. The record is from RefSeq and is a predicted model, not a curated record. Lineage: Eukaryota; Fungi; Ascomycota; Dothideomycetes; Pleosporales; Pleosporaceae.
AUGGGGUCUGUACAGCAAGAGUCGCAUUUUAAGAAACUUCAACACUUCAAGGCAAACUACGCCGAUGCGAGCUUCACUCAAUAUGAGUCUCAGCGAACAGGCCUUCGAAUCGUAGUCGUCGACCGCAAGGGCCCCAAGGUUUACGGAAACUUUGCAGUAGCCACUGAGAUCCACGAUGAUUCAGGUUCACCGCAUACCCUCGAGCACCUCUGCUUCAUGGGUUCGCGCAAAUACCCUUUCAAGGGCGUACUGGACAAGAUUGCCACCCGAUCAUACUCAGACACUAACGCAUGGACCGAUGUUUCCGAGACUGUGUAUACUCUUUCCACUGCUGGUUGGGAAGGCUUUGCACAGCUACUGCCAAUCUACCUAGACCAUCUUAUCGUGCCUACACUUACAGAUGCUGGUUGCUACACAGAGGUUCAUCACGUCGAUGGAAAGGGAGAGGACUCAGGGGUCGUCUACGCAGAGAUGCAAGCAAGACAGAACCUGCAGGGCGACUUGAUGGAUCUUCAAAUGCGUCGUCUUCUCUACCCUGAAGGCGAUGGUUUCCGCAUGGAGACUGGCGGCCUGAUGGAAAACCUACGAGUUCUGACUGCAGAACGUAUUCGACAGUUCCAUCGAGACAUGUACCAGCCCAAGAAUCUACGAGUAAUAUUGAUUGGUGAGGUCGACCAUGCAAAUCUACUAGAAAUCAUGGACAGGUUUGAAGAUCAGAUCAUCGAUAGAGUGCCCGCCUACGACGCACCGUUUAAGCGCCCUUGGGUAGAGUCAAAGCGCACUCCCCCUUUGAGCAAGACUAUAGUGGACACCGUGGAGUUCCCAGAAGAAGAUGAGUCAAUGGGAGAGAUUCAAAUAGCAUUCCUGGGCCCAGAAACCAUCGACGACCUAGGCGAGACGGCCAUCAACACGCUACUCAACUAUCUCGCUGGUUCUUCUGUAUCGGUCCUCGUAAACACCCUUGUCGAAAAGGAACACCUCGCAAGUAUGGUCUACUACUGGUGCAAGGGUCACACUGACAUGAUCAUCUGGUGGACGUUGUCUUCUGUAGAGACGGACAAGCUUGUGGAUGCCGAGAAGCGUUUCUUCGAGAUACUCAAAGAACAUGCUUCCAAACCACUCGAUAUGAGUUACUUGAAGGACUGUCUUCACCGAUUCAAGCGUCAAACACGAUACAUGUCGGAGAUCGGUAUGGAUGAGUACAAAGACCCAAUCAUCAAAGACCAUGUCUUUGGUGACCGAAACGGAGUUCAUCUAAAAGAUGCAAUGGAAACUCUUGACGUCUUUGACACACUGGAAAAGUGGACCGAAGAGGAAUGGCGAGCGUACCUGAACAAGUGGAUGGUUGAUGCCCAUCAUGUCUCCAUUCUCGGAAAGCCUUCUAAAGCUCUUUCGGAAAAGAUCAAGGAAGAGGAAGUCGCCCGUGUCAAGGCACAGCAGGAAAAGCUAGGUGAAGAGGGGCUGAAGAAACUGGCAGAGAAGCUCAAGGAAGCACAAGAAGAAAAUGACAAGCCUAUCCCAGAGGAAAUUAUUGCAGCUGUAAAGGUUCCAAGUACCGAGUCCAUCCACUUCUUCCAGACUACAACAGCGCGGGCCGGACUGGCAAAGAAAUUGGGCACAUCAGAGAACAACGUCCAAAAGAUAGUCGACAAGGAUGCGAACGGUCUUCCCCUCUUCAUUCAUUUCGAACAUAUACCGACAUCGUUCGUACACUUUGGUAUGGUGUUAGGAACUGCUACGUUACCCACAGAGCUCAAGCCUUUGCUCGGUGUCUAUCUUACCAAUUUCUUUGCCACACCAAUCGUAAAAGAUGGCAAACGCAUUGAGUUUGAGGAGGUCAUAACCAAGCUCGAGCAGGAUACCAUCGAGUACUCCGUGGAUCGCGGCAGCGACAUUGGAAGUUCCGAGAUGAUAUACAUGCCUUUCGUCGCAGAAGCUGACAAGUUCCAGACGGUCGUCUUAUGGUUGAGGACGAUGCUCGUAGAUUCAGUGUUCGAUACCGGACGUAUCAUCUCAGCGGUCAAGAAGAUGUUGGCAGACGUUCCAGACGAGAAGCGUGAUGGAGACGCCAUGGUGUUUGCAGUGGAUCGCAUGGUUCACUAUGAUGCUGCAUCUGCCGUCCGCGCGACCGGCACGCUCGUCAAGGGCCGCUACCUAAAGCGAAUUCUCAAGCUACUCAAGACGGAGCCUCAACAGGUUCUCGACAAACUUGAAGCUCUACGCAAGCAUCUUCUGACCUUCUCCAAUAUGCGUAUACUCGUCAUCGCAGAUUUGGAAACCCUUCCUAACCCAGUAUCUACCUUCAAGCAUCUCACGGACACUUUCAAGCCAGGCCCAGAGCCGACUAUAAACCCAAUCGACGAUCGAAAUCUUCUGCUCUCAGAAGCUGGUCGCAACCCGGGCGGCACACACUACAUCAUCCCCAUGCCCAUCGACUCUUCCUUUGCCGUCCUCACAUCAAAGGGUCCAAAGGGCUACAGCCACCCCCAGCUCCCUGCCCUCAUGGUCGCUCUCGCCUAUCUCGACGCCGUCGAAGGCCCCAUGUGGCAGUCAAUCCGUGGCACCGGUCUCGCAUACGGUAGCAACUUCGCCCGCGACCCCGAAACCGGACUUGUCAAAUUCCGCAUUGCAAAGUCCCCCAAUAUCUUCGGUGCUUAUAACAAGGCCAAGGAAGUCGUCAAGGAAUACGGCGACGGAACCCAGAAAUUCGACAAGUUGGCGCUUGAAGGCGCCAUCUCGACAAUCGUGCGUGACUUUGUCGAUGAACGCGCUACCGUCGUGGAUGCGGCGAGGAGCUCCUUUGUCGAUCUUGUUACGAGGGGCGUCGGAAAGGAGUGGCAAGAAUGGGCCCUUAGGGAGGUGCGCAAAGUGACGGACGAGGACGUAAAGAACAUACUGAAUGACGUCGUGGCUCCGUUGUUUGUGCCCGAGAAGUCGGAUUUGGUCAUCACCUGUGGUGGUAUCAUGACUGAUGGUCUCAAGAAAGACUUGGAAGACGCGGGCUUCAAGGUGCAGGUCAAGCAACUCGCCGACUUCCAAGACACAUACGGUCUCGAAGGCGAUGAUGACGAUGAUGACGACGACGAAGACGAUGAAGACAUGUCUGAGAGCGAGGAAGACUGUGACAGCGAGAGCGAGUCUGAAAUGAGAGAGUAA